Cooperia oncophora is the source of this 846-nucleotide messenger RNA. The record is from the annotation of a GenBank genome assembly. NCBI's taxonomy places the organism in Eukaryota, Metazoa, Nematoda, Chromadorea, Rhabditida, Trichostrongylidae.
AUGAUCUCGAAGAAAUUGUCCGAGAUGGAGGAGCAGCAGUUGCACAGCAAUGAUGAACGCGGUCGUUUACGAACGGAGAAUGCCGUCCUAACAGAACGUGUCCACGUGCUUGAAGAACAGCUGUUAGUCGCCGAGCAAAGGUUCCGUGAACAGCUCCAAGAGGAGAAAAACCGGACGCGAGAGCUAUUACAACGUGUUGAACGCGAAAAACAACUGGAGAAUGAGAGCUUAUCACUGAAAUAUCAGAUGCUCGAGAAGGAUUUGUACUCGGCCAGGAAAGAGGCAGAAAAGGCUCGGGAGGAGACGGCAAGACAUAUUGAAGCUGUCGAGGAUCUUCGUGGGCAGCUGGCAGAAAGCAAAUUGCUCAUUGAAGAUCUUGAGGAUGAGCGAAUCAAACUGGAGCGACAAUUCAAAGAAGAAGCUCAACAGGAUAUCGACAGCAGUUCGGAAAUGGUUGAAGUACUCACGCAACAGACCGAGGAAUUACGGCGAAAUGGUGCGCCACGACAAGGAUCGAUAAUCGAGCAGAUGAGCGGCCUUGAAGAAUCGCUGGAGCAGGCCCGUGCGGACAUUCGCGAUUUGCAGCGUGAACGUGACGACCUGCAAGCGCAGCUUCUAGCAGCUAGUGUUGAACGAGGAAGGAGUCUGUUGGCCGAUGAACCGUCGUUGGCUGACGAACUCAUGAGCGGAGGCGGAGACUCACAACAGAUUUUGGAAGCGCUCCGUGAACAAGAAGUCUGUAAUCAAAAACUGCGGGUGUAUAUUAAUGGUAUCUUAAUGCGUGUUAUUGAACGACAUCCGGAAAUCCUUGAGAUUGGCGAACAAAAACCACAGCCACCCAGUUGA